UAUCAGGUGCUUACCGCUUAGAUAUAAAUAAAAAUUAAUGACUGAGCAAUCUGACUUCUAGAAUGGUAAUAACAUAGUGUGAUUGAGUAAGAGUUGUAUUGUACUGCAGUCUCCAAAAUGAUUGGCUUAAGAAUAUUACGCAGCACUAGCUCUUUGAUACCUGAAUUUCAGACUAAGUGUUGGGUUCGUUUAUUUUCCGAGAAAAGAAAGAUUAUAAAAAUAUGUGUUAUUGGUAGUGGACCAGCUGGCUUUUACACAGCUCAACAACUAUUAAAGGACUCCAAUGUAGAAGUGGAUAUCUAUGAAAAGUUGCCAGUUCCAUUUGGAUUGGUGAGGUUUGGAGUGGCUCCAGAUCAUCCAGAAGUGAAAAAUGUCAUCAGUACUUUUACAAAUACUGCAUCUAACAGUCGAUGUAAGUUCUAUGGAAACGUUAACGUUGGUGAAGAUGUGACAUUAAAAGAACUUCAGGAAGCAUAUCACAUGGUCGUUUUGAGUUAUGGUGCUGAAGAAGACCGUUCAUUAGGUAUACCAGGUGAGAAUCUUUCUAAUGUAUUCUCUGCACGGAAGUUUGUUGGAUGGUACAACGGUUUACCAGCAGAUAUGUACACCUCUCCAAACCUAGAUGUUGAAACGGCAAUGAUUGUAGGACAUGGCAAUGUUGCUUUAGAUGUUGCACGAAUUCUGCUGACACCAAUAAAUGUUCUUCAGAGAAUAAUAGAAAUGGAAGCUAAAAGAGAGGUAAAAGCUAAAUUCCAGAAAUUGAGAAAGAAAAAAUUUCUUAAUGAGGAAGAGAUGCAGUUUUUACUGAAUGUGUCUUUCUCUUCUGAUGAACGAGGCAGUCUGUUGGGGGAAUCGGCAGUUGAGGAAGCUGAUGCUUCUGUUGCAAUGCUACUGACAGAAUCAAUUUACAAGAUUAUCAUGUGUCUAGCUUAUAUUUUUGAUAUCUGUAUCAAGUACGGUUUUUCUUCCAAUUCUUUUGCAGCUUUUCCUCGGCCUCGAAAACGUUUAACAGAACUAAUGAUUAAAACUGCAUUGGUACAACCAACUGACGAUGAGAUUGUCCAGCGAAAGGAAGCUACCAAAGAAUGGAUGCUCAAGUUUUGCAGAAGUCCUCUUGAAAUCCUUCCGGGUAGUGAUAACAACAGUGUAGGAAAAGUGGUCCUUGGAAUUAACAUGUUAGAGCAUACUGGAGAGAAUGUUAAAGCUGUACUGACUGAUGAAACAGAGAAUGUAGAAUGUGGCUUGGUAAGGCUUAGCUGUAGACUUUACUGUUCAGGUUGGGUGAAGACUGGUCCUGUUGGAGUUCUAGUAAGUACUAUGAACAGUAGCUUUGAGACUGGAAAGCUGAUGUUAGAAGACUUAAAGAAGGAUCUUUCUUCCAUGAAUCCUAUCCCUGGUGACUCACUAAUCCUUGACAAAUUAAAAGCUAAAGGAAUAAGACCAGUUACAUUUCAAGACUGGCUGAAGAUUGAUAAACAGGAACAAGAGCAGGGAAGCAGGGCAGGAAAGCCUCGGGAAAAAAUCACCAGUACCAAAGAGAUGUUGGAAGUUUUAGACAGAUGCUGAAGGCAUUAAGCAUUUUAUAGGAAAUAUUUGAUG
Molecule: messenger RNA, 1599 nt
Organism: Limulus polyphemus (Atlantic horseshoe crab)
Lineage: Eukaryota; Metazoa; Arthropoda; Merostomata; Xiphosura; Limulidae
Gene: dare
Product: NADPH:adrenodoxin oxidoreductase, mitochondrial-like
Exons: 12
Coding region: 118-1566 (482 amino acids)
Biological process (GO): ubiquinone biosynthetic process
Cellular component (GO): mitochondrion
Source: RefSeq, a predicted model, not a curated record